AUGGACGACUACGACGACUCGAGCGCACUGCUCGACGACAUCUUUGCGUCCGUUGACGCGGCCGAGAACCCGGACGUAGUGGCGAACUCAUGCGAUGAAGAAAGCGACCUCGACGAGCCGAAGGAGCUUCCUCCGACGCAGACGGUGCCGGCGAUAACCGUCGCGGCUCACGCGCGCUUCGCAGGCGUUCCGAAAGGAACACCACUCCGCCGACCACUCGGACCAGCGACAACGACCAGAAGUCCCGCCUUAUUGAGGACGCCUGUCAGCGCUCAGCGUGCGCCGCCGCCAACGAGCUUAGGCGGCGGCGGGGAUUAUGAAUAUUGGAUGGUACAAUGUGAGUUAUAUCUGUCAAUGUAUGCAAGGCUAACUGGCGCAGAGACGUGGGACGGCGAUGCCUUCCUGAGGAUUUUCGGCCAGAGGGCAUCACUGUACUCGGAGGAAGGCAAAUUGUUCGACAAGACAAUCGGCGGUACUGGUAGAAGCGGUCCAGCUGAAGACGAAACGCCUAAGAAGACACCCGUCACCAUCGCGCGCGCGCCUCGACCCGCUUUCAAGUCACCCCUCUUAGAACGCCCAUACUCAGUUCCGAUUCAAAGCUCGCGGCUGCGCGGCAACUCGCAGUCUUCCGAACCACCAACCUCAUCCCCUGCCGUGGGGCCGUCAACUCCUCACUCUGCCACGCCGAAAGCGGUCGACCGUGGCUCGUCGCACUCGAAGCCUGCAGCGGCACCCAAACCUGUGGCCCCAUCCUCACGCCCCAGAGCCACGGCCAAGACAUCACCAAAGAAGAAGUUGCAUGUUGGCAGUGCGACAUCGGGGAAGGACAUCGAGGCAUGGGGAGGAGCGUUACACGACCCGAAUGCUCCUGGUGCAGUUGUCAUGGAGCGGCCGCCUGCAGAAGAGGCAGAACAGAGGAUCGGUCGAGCGCUCGUAGUCUGUCCAGCCACUCUGAUCAACAACUGGAAGAAGGAGUUCACAAAAUGCUUCGCAAUGAGAUCCUGUCAGCCCAAGAUCGACCUCAUCGUGUGCGAUGAAGGACAUCGCCUAAAGAAGUCUGGCGGCAGCAAGACUUCACGGAUGUUUGAUGAGCUUCACACGAGCCGGCGGAUCAGUGAGCCUCGCACAUCAAAUGGGGUGCUGACGACAGUUUUGUCCGGCACUCCAGUCCAGAACGACCUCGGCGAGUACUGGGCCAUGGCGAACUUCGUUUGCCCAGGCAUCAUGGGAACGUACUCUCAGUUCCAAAAACAGUACGAGAACCCGAUCGUCAGAGCUCGCGCGACAAGCUGCACACAGGCGGUCGCGGAGAAGGGCAGACUACUGUCCAAAGAGUGCGAAGAUGGGAACUAUGAUACGCCAGUUCCUCCCAAUGAAAGGUUGCGAACUCACCAGCGCAAGAAGGACGACGAGGAGGAUUUAGACGAGUCUGAGCUGAACAUGAGCGUUGCCCUCUCAACGGUUCCUAGGAGCCGCAAGCUCGACAUCUCGCUGAGCGGUGAGUGCGCUGCACAGGUGUUGACUGACGCGGUAGGCAAGCUGAUGGCUCUUGACCGGAUUUUGAAGCUCGUGCAUGCCACGCGAGAUGAGAAGGUAGUCGUGGUAUCAAGCUGGACCGCGACCUUGGACAUGAUUGAGGAGCUCUGCAAUAUGCGCAAAUACCGGGCAAGGCGUCUCGAUGGCAGCACACCGCAGAAGCAGCGCCAGGAGCUUGUUGACUCAUUCAACCGGGAGUCCAGAUUAGCCAGCAUGGUAUUUCUGCUGAGCACCAAGGCGGGCGGAGCCGGCAUCAACCUGAUCGGAGCCUCGAGGCUCGUGCUCUUCGACAGCGAUUGUGAUGGCCAGAAGAAGCAGGUGUACAUCUAUCGUCUGCUUACCGCGAACACGAUCGACGAGAAGAUCUACCAGCGACAGCUGACGAAGGUGGGACUGUCGGAGCAGAUGAUGGGCCAGGGUGUCGCGACCGGCGGGAAAGAUUCGAAGGACUAUGACCUGCUCGAGUGUAACUGUCAGGGGAAGGGCACCGUCGAACAGAGACGCGACUCUGCGAGCACCAUCAUGGCCGAGGACUCCGAGGACAGCGAUGAUGAUCCCAUGGAGAGGUCCUUCGUCAUGGCGAGUCAGUACGACGGCGCGAGUGAGCGGCGCAAGGAGGCACGAGCCCAGAGGGCGAAGCUUGCCGCGCUCAAGGAGUGGUCGCACGUCAACGCGCUGGACUAUCAGUGUUUCAAGCACCUAAAAGACACGCUGCUGCACAACGAUCUCAGCGAGCGAGCCACGGCUCUGCCCAAGAUCAUCCCGAGCGUGACCAUUCCCGCUAACGGCGAUGCGGCGGAUGAUCCCCCUCCCCGUAAGAAGACUCGUCGUGUUAUCAGUGACUCGGAAGGCAGCGACACGGAGCCGAUCAUCGCGGACAACGACGGCGCCAACGACAGUUUCAACGAGGACGAGGAUGGCGGACGCGACUUACCGCCGAUUGUCAAAGUCGAGGGCGAUAUCACCGACGUCAGCGACGAUGAGGACCCGCCCCGCCCUUCACUGCGUGUCAAGGUUGAGAACGGGGCAUCGCGGGAGGGCAGCGUCGCCUCUGCCGGUCGCAAACGCCGCGCCGACUCGACUGAGUCCGGAAACGCGAUCGAGACGUAUGACCUGCGGGAGCUCGCGGAUCAAGGACACGGCGGACGAGUCCUGUUUGUGUUCGAGAAGGUCGCAAAGCCGCAGUACGGCUGA
This is a messenger RNA of Trichosporon asahii var. asahii CBS 2479, 2730 nucleotides long. RefSeq lists its product as uncharacterized. Gene Ontology annotation, cellular component: nucleus. Gene Ontology annotation, biological process: reciprocal meiotic recombination; double-strand break repair via homologous recombination. Lineage: Eukaryota; Fungi; Basidiomycota; Tremellomycetes; Trichosporonales; Trichosporonaceae. The record is from RefSeq and is a predicted model, not a curated record. The transcript has 12 exons. Gene Ontology annotation, molecular function: ATP binding; ATP-dependent chromatin remodeler activity; DNA translocase activity. The coding region runs from base 1 to 2730 and encodes 909 amino acids.